Molecule: messenger RNA, 3084 nt
Organism: Zootoca vivipara (common lizard)
Lineage: Eukaryota; Metazoa; Chordata; Lepidosauria; Squamata; Lacertidae
Gene: SLC30A4
Product: solute carrier family 30 member 4
Biological process (GO): response to zinc ion; zinc ion transmembrane transport
Cellular component (GO): plasma membrane
Molecular function (GO): zinc ion transmembrane transporter activity
Source: RefSeq, a predicted model, not a curated record
UUGCGUGUGUGUGUGCAUGUGCAUUGCAACCCCCGCUCCCCCCUUUUUUUCUUGCUGUAACUCCGUGAUCCCCAGACCCGAAUCGUGAGAACGCGUCUCGCCUUUCUGUAACCGAUCAGUCAGCUUCCCAAAGAAAACAGCAAACAAAAAAUGGCCGGGGGAGAAUUGCUGGGGGGCAAGAGGCGCAGCAGCCGGGACCCGGACGCUAGGACAGCGGCUUGCACAUCCGCCAUGGGGAAAUCUAAUGCAAAAUUAUGAUUUUACAAAGGCCUCUCGGAAGCUGUGCGCCUCUGGACUGGCUGGUUUUGGGGGGUUCCUCCUCCUGCUUUGGGAGGUGAAUGUGGGGGAUGGAGCGAUCGGCGGAGAGACCUUCCCUUUCUUAGGGGGAGGCGAAGCUGCUUGGAUGAAUAUUCAGGCAUGCAUAUUUUUCCCGAGAAGCCCACACCCUCUUUUUUUGCUAAUCCCCUUGCAAGCGGGCUCUGCCCAGUUGGCUGCCGUUGGGGGAGAAGAGCGCAGGAAUCGUAUUCUCUCCGACUUGAAGGACAUAUCCUGAAGCGCUGGAUCGCGCGCAAAGCGUCUUCUCCACGGGGGCAGGUAGACCGCGCGUCCCUACGCGCUGCUGUUAGGGACCCUGUUCUUGUGCAGACGUGCCGCGAUGUCCCCGCUCCGCAUCGGGAUAGCGGCUGCGGUUUUCCCUGGCGUUUUGAUCUCUCGGUGAACUCGGCGCACCUGGCUUCUCCCAGGUGAGAGAUGACCCGGGUAAACAGCAAAAUGAAGCCCUCUGGCCUGCGAGGGGAAGUUGCCUGAGGAGAAAAGGGCCGAGCGGGCCAGCCCCUGGCUGCGGUGCCGUCCGGCAACCUUACCAUGGCUCAUUCCAGCAUCUGGAACAGCCUCAAGUCUGUGCUGAGGAAGAACAAUGACCCCUUGUUCUUGAACGACUGCAGUGCCUUUGACUUCUCCGACGAAGUUGGCGAGGAGGACUUCCCCAGGUUCAACAAGCUGCGGGUCGUGGUUUCGGAGGAUGUGCCGGACGCUUCGGCCAACGGGGCCCAUGUGGGCCCCCACUCGGACGACGAGUCCUUGCUGGACAGAGACAUUGCUCUGCGGACCGCACAGACUGGACCCGGCGCAGAACCUUGUAACAAUUGCAACAAGCAAAGGGAACUCUUGAAGCAGAAGAAGGUGAAGAGGCGGCUGGUUCUAGCAGCCUCCCUCUAUCUCCUCUUUAUGACAGGGGAGCUUGUAGGUGGAUACGUUGCCAACAGCCUAGCAAUCAUGACUGAUGCGCUUCAUAUGUUAACUGACCUCAGUGGCAUUAUUUUGACCCUGCUUGCUUUGUGGCUAUCUGCAAAAUCACCGACCAAAAAAUUCACCUUCGGAUUUCACCGCUUAGAGGUGUUGUCUGCCAUGUUCAGCGUCUUGCUGAUUUAUAUCCUCAUGGUUUUCCUCUUGUACGAAGCUGUUCAAAGGACCAUCCACAUGGACUACGAAAUCAAUGGGGAUAUUAUGCUGAUUACAGCAGCCAUUGGGGUAGCGGUCAACCUUAUCAUGGGCUUUCUGCUGAACCAGUCUGGCCACCUGCACUCCCAUUCACAUUCCCCUGCCUCUGUUCCUCCCUCCAAUUCCUCUUCUGCCACAACUCUUGGGCACGGUCACGGUCACGGCAGCCUGGCAGUGAGAGCCGCCUUUGUUCAUGCCCUGGGAGACCUGGUGCAAAGUAUAGGCGUUCUUGUAGCUGCAUACAUCAUUCGUUUCAAGCCAGAAUACAAGAUUGCUGACCCUAUAUGCACAUAUGUAUUCUCAGUCCUGGUGGCUUUCACAACAUUUCGGAUUAUACGGGACACCGGAAUAAUUGUACUUGAAGGAGUUCCAAGGCAUUUGAAUGUGGAUCGCAUUAAAGAAGAGCUAAUGAAAAUUGAAGAUGUGUUUUCAGUGGAAAGCUUGAAUAUUUGGUCAUUGACUGCAGGAAAAACCAUUGCCGUAGUCCACUUGCAAUUAGUUCCUGGCAGUUCAUCAAAGUGGGAGGAAAUCCAGUUGAAGGCCAGGCGGUUGUUGCUGAGCACAUUCGGAGUCUAUCAAUGUUCAAUCCAGCUUCAGAGUUACAUGCGAGAAGAGAACAAAUCGUGUGCAAACUGUCAGAAUUCCAGUGCCUAAUUUUUCCACGCUUUUUUUCUUUUUGGGAGGACUCGCUGCCUUAUUCUUCUUAACCUUUGCAGCCAAAAGACCACGAAGCAAUAAAUGCAAGAUUUGCAAAUGGAAUGGAAUCCCUUAGGGCUGGACUAGUAUUGGCAAUCCUCUUGCAACAAGAAGGGUUUGGAACGGGGUCAGAAUUACCCUUUCCAUGACAACGUAUUGUAACUUUCUCGCUCGCCGUUCCUUUUGGCCAGGGUUUUCAUGCCAAUAUAUAUACAUAUCCAACAAAUUGUUUACAGAUCACGUUGCGGUUGGCGGAUACCUCGUAGAGCACACUUCCUCGUUGCCAUUUGUGACUUCCAACAGUGCUUGCCUGUUUUCCUAAAGGGCGCCAAGAAUUAACUACUUGAGUUGAAAAAGAGUUGCCAAGCUGGAUCAUGUCUGUGAUCAAAAAGGUUAAUGAUCCCUGAACUGGUUACACCAUAUUUUAUCUCUCUCCAACAGCUAUGUUUUUUUACUACCUUGCCUAAAACAAAAACAAAAAACGAUGCUGCAGGGAUAGCAGAACAUUUUUUAUAAGUUGUCUCUCUUCAUUCAAACUUGAAUACAAAUUGAGAAGUAUAGCUUUUGCAGUAACCAGUCCUGGAAAUUUUAGCUUUAACCUACGAUCCAAACCAGAAAAGGUCUUUUCCUGGGACAAGCUAUCGGUUGUUUAUCUGAAGACUUUGGGGCUGGACCCACUACGUUUGUAAGGAAUAGUUGUCUCUUGUAUCUUUCGGCGUAGGACUUUUACCAUAGAAAAGCAUAUUUAAAUUUCUUUUCAAAUAUAUAUAAUUUACUUUGAGACGAUUCUUAUUGAUCAUCUUGGAUAUCUAACGUUUUAGCCUGCUUCAAGAGGCUGUUUGGUUAAGCAUGAACCUUAAUUCUAGUCAAUAAACAUGUCGUAGGGGA